GCAACGGCUGGCAGAGCGAUAUGGCAUUGGAUGGCAUCGCCACUGGGGUCCCCACAGUGGAGUUCGAUCAGCUCAGCUGCGAGUUCAGUUUCGACACCUGCCUGUGGCAGAGCACUGGUGCCUCUUCCUGGCAGCUUGCGGGCGAUGCAGAUGGCCAUUGGCUGGAGGCUUCUGGGAACAGUUCCCAAGCUCCGGAUUGGAUCUUGGAGACGGCGGCUCUGUUCAACACCAGGGAGGAGAAGGCCUUGAUUUUCGACUACCAGCUCUCCGGCUCGGAGACCGUGGCGUUGGAAUUGCAGCACAAAACCUCUGCUGGCGGCUGGCAGCGUUUGCUGUUCGAAUCGGGUGACCGCAGCGCCGUUUGGCACACCGCCAUCGUCACCAUCCCUUAUGCUACCAUAGGCCUCCGCUUCGUGGCCAACAUCACUGGAGAGGCAGCUGUCGUGCGCAUCGACUCGCUCCAUGCAGCCAACACGCUCCGUGACUGGGGCGACAUCGCCUGUAGUUUCGAGUCCAAUUUCUGCGCUUGGUCCACCAGUGCGCAAGCAUGGCUGCGACGUCGAGGAUAUAAUCCGAGCUCAGACAUCAGACGAGUUUGGUACAUUUACACAGAAGCCAGUGGCAAUGAGAACAAGGAGUUCAUCCUCACCAGUGACGUGUUCCACCCAUCACCGGCAGCCCGGCAUCUGCACUUCUCUUUCCAUAUGCUUGGGAACGACAUGGGCAGCUUGCGAAUGGAGACACUGCGAAGCAGUGGCUGGACACAUGCUUGGUCACGAAUCGGAGCGCAAGGGCAGCAAUGGGGCCUGGGAUUGGUGACGUUGCCGAGGGAUGCGCGGGCUGUGCGGUUUGUGGGCACCACGGGCAACGGCUCGCAGAGUGAUAUGGCGUUGGAUGGCAUCGCCACUGGGGUCCCCACAGUGGAGUUCGAUCAGCUCACCUGCGAGUUCAGUUUCGACACCUGCCUGUGGCAGAGCACUGGUGCCUCUUCCUGGCAGCUUGCGGGCGAUGGAGAUGGCCAUUGGCUGGAGGCUUCUGGGAACAGUUCCCAAGCUCCGGAUUGGAUCUUGGAGACGGCGGCUCUGUUCAACACCACGGAGGAGAAGGCCUUGGUUUUCGACUACCAGCUCUCCGGCUCGGAGACCGUGGCGUUGGAAUUACAGCACAAAACCUCUGCUGGCGGCUGGCAGCGUUUGCUGUUCGAGUCGGGUGACCGCAGCGCCGUUUGGCACACCGCCAUCGUCACCAUCCCUGAUGCUACCAUGGGCCUCCUCUUCGUGGCCAACAUCACUGGGGAGGCAGCUGUCGUGCGCAUCGGCUCGCUCCGUGAACAGGUCUUGCCACGUGACUUUACAGAAAUUGCUUGCGACUUCGAAGUCGACUUCUGCAGUUGGUCCACAGGCGAGAAUCCUUGGCUGCGAGACACCGGCACUCUCUGGGCAACGACUGGACCGGCAUCGGCGAUUCGGAACGACUGGUACACUCAUGUGAAUGCCUUGGGUCAGCACCAGGACUUCAUGCUGAGCAGCAGCGUGUUCGAGCCGUCCGAGGAAAUCCGGCAUCUCCACUUCCACUUCCACAUGUACGGGGAGGACAUGGGCCCCUUGCGGCUGAACCUGGCCGUGGUGCACUUGCCACCGAACGUCACGGCAGUGCGUUUCGUUGGGACCACAUACUCCGGCGACUAUUGGAGUGACAUGGCGUUGGAUGGCAUCACCACUGGGCUGACCGCCGUGGAGUUCGACCAUCUCACUUGUGAUUUCCGUCUUGAUGCCUGCCUGUGGCAGAGCACUGGUGCCUCUUCCUGGCAGCUUGCGGACAAUGCGACUGACCCGUGGUUGGAGGCUUCUGGGAACCGUUCCCAGGCUUCGGAACGGAUCUUGACGGCGGCACUUUUCAACACCAGGGAGGAGAAGGCCUUGGUUUUCGACUACCAGCUCUCCGGCUCGGAGACCGUGGCGUUGGAAUUACAGCACAGAACCUCUGCUGGCGGCUGGCAGCGUUUGCUGUUCGAGUCGGGUGACCGCAGCGCCGUUUGGCACACCGCCAUCGUCACCAUCCCUGAUGCUACCAUGGGCCUCCGCUUCGUGGCCAAUGCCACCACCAAUCUCGACGUGGUGAAGCUGGAUUCCUUGUGGGCCAUGGAGUCUGCUGGAGCUCUGGCGGACGUGAGCUGCAGCUUCGAGCAGGACACCUGCAAGUGGGCAGGAAACUGGGGGCGCCGUAGCCUCCCCUCCUGGGAGCCUACCGAGACAGGGCCCGAGGCCGCCUUCCACGCCGAGAGCUAUGCCUUUGCAGGAGGAAAUCGUGAUGAGGUGUUCAUGCUCAAAAGCCCGGUCUUCCCCAAGCUCGCCAACGUCUCCUACCUGGAGUUCGCGUAUCACAUGUUGGGGGGUGCCGUCGGCAAGCUGGAGCUAUGGUACCUGAAAGCGCGCAGGUGGAGCUUGCGCUGGUCCCGGCAAGGAAACCAAGGAGCCGACUGGCUCCAGGCCAAGGUCACCCUGCCAACUGGGGUGGAGAUGCUGCGCUUCGAGAGCUCCGGCGCCUUCGGCACAGCGUCCGAAAUAGCUCUGGACGCGAUCCUCGCCUGGGAGGGGCCGGAAGCAGCCCCGGCAGAGUUCCUCAGCCUUUCUUCUCAGGAAUUCCACAACUGUGCAGUUCUCAAGGCCGAGGGCCUCCUGAAGUGCUGGGGGUACGGCGCUCUCGGCCGCUUGGGUUACGGUAGCGAAGCAGAUGUGGGGACGGCUCCCGGUCAGAUGGGCGAGAACUUGCCGGCGGUGGACCUCGGGGAGCCGGGCGUUCGAGUGACGGAGGUGUCCUGCGGUACUUGGUGCACCUGCGCAGUUCUCGAGACGGGCGUGCUGAAAUGCUUCGGGAACAACGAGGAUGGCAAGCUGGGCUACGGAUUCGUCUCCCGCGGUCUUGGAGAUGCGCCCUUCCAGAUGGGCGAGCACCUGCCAGCCGUGCACCUGGGCCCUGGUGAGGUGGUGCAGGUGGCUGCUUCACGGGACCACACCUGCGCUUUGCUUCGAGGCGGCCGCGUGAAGUGCUUCGGCGUCGGAAAUCUGCUGGGCUUGGGAGACGAGGAGACCCGUGGCGACGAGCCCGGCGAGAUGGGCUCGGAGCUCCCUGCGGUUGACCUCGGCACAGACUUUGAAGCGGCGCAGCUUGCCUUGGGAGAUGACCACAGCUGUGCUCUAUCAAGCCAAGGUGCCGUGAAAUGUUGGGGACAAAGCGACCGCCUGGGACUGGGACUUGGGGAUAGUGGAGUGUACAUCGGCGCCAGCCCCAACCAGAUGGGUGAUGCUCUGCCUGCAGUAGACUUGGGUCCCCUUCCUGCCGUGCAAAUCGCAGCCGGGUAUUAUCACACCUGCGUCGUCCUGUCCGACGGCUCGGUAAAGUGCUGGGGUCGGAAUUCCCUGGGGCAGCUGGGACACGGCAACCUUGAAGAUGCGGGAGACCAGCCCGGUGAGAUGGGCGUCAAUCUUCCUGCCACAGAUCUGGGUGAUGGCAUGACGGUCGUCCGUAUCACGUCUGGCCAGGAGCACACUUGCGCCAUCCUGCAAGAUGCAUCCGUCAAGUGUUGGGGCUUGGGAACGGACGGCCAGCUUGGCCAGGGCAACACACAGAACUUGGGCGAUGAGCCCUCCGAGAUGGGCUCCAAUCUUCCCGCAGUCCGCCUCGGCAAUCUCGAGGUGCGGGACGUGAGUGCCGGUUGGGGCCACACCUGCGUGCUCCUGGACGACGACAGCACGAGGUGCUGGGGCAUGGGCUUGUAUGGGCAGCUGGGCCUUGGCAGCGCACUGAGAUUCGGCCAGGUGCCGGGCGAUCUCGGCGUGGCCUUGGUGCCUACAGAGCUCUUUUCCCUGACCCUCGGUGCUGGCCUUCAGGGUCUCAGUCUGCUUUCCAUCGCCGGAGACCAUGGCUUUGCCAGAGGGCUGCUUCAAAUGCAGCACCACGCUUCCGUUGGCCUCGUCUGCGAUGAUGGCUUUAACGACCGGGUCGCCCAAGUGGCCUGCCGCGAUCUCGGCCUGGCCGGCGGCAGGGCCAUGGCACCCUUGGCAAUGUGGAGCGGUGCGGGGGCCGGCGCCAUCCUUGCUGACAACAUUAACUGCACAGGUAUAGAGGUGAGUCUUCGCGACUGCAGCUUCCGCGGGUGGCACGUGCACGACUGCGCUCCUCAAGAGGGCGCAGGUCUUGAGUGCGAGUCGGAUGCGUGGAGCGAGUACACCCCCGCCGGAAGCCCCGCCGGGCGCCAGGAUGCUUCCAUGGUCUGGGACAGUCAGACUCAGUCCGCGUGGAUGUUCGGGGGCCACGCCAGCAACGCCUUCCUCUACUUUGCGGACCUGUGGCGCUAUGACUGGCCUCGACGAGCUUGGACUGAGAUCCUGCCAUCGAGUGAGGGCCCCGCCCCCGGUGCCAGAUGGGGCCACACAGCUGUGUGGGGUAUGCAUUCGCGAUCUAUGCUGAUCUUUGGAGGCAGGGCACAAGUUACCUUCUACGAUGACGUCUGGCAGUUCGGCAGCAACGACAGCACUUGGAGGCAAUUGCCUGCCAUGGCGAAGCCGUCGGCACGCGCCUACCACACCGCUAUCCUGGACCCCUCGGAAAAUGCGGUGCUAGUUUUUGGAGGAGAGAGCGGCAGCCAGGUGUUGGAGGACCUCCAGCGCUACAGCCUCGCCGACGGCCAGUGGAGCGAGCCUGGGGCGACAGGAGCCGGAGCGCGCAGCCGGCACACUGCCGUCUGGGUGCCCACAACUCGCUCCAUGCUCGUUUUUGGCGGGUGGAGUGGGCAGCAUUACCUGGAUGACCUUCGCAGCUACGAUGCUUCAGCAGGCACCUGGACCGAGUUGUCAGCUUCAGGAUAUUGGCCCACGGCUCUGGCUGGGCAUGCCGCUGCGUGGGACCCAGUGUCAAUGAGCAUGCUUGUCAUGGGUGGCAUCACCAAUGUGAGCAACAACCUCAGCUACGAGUCGUCUCUCUACAACUACAGCCUCUUGACAAACUCCUGGAAGCAAGAGGGCUUGCAAACCGAGGUCUUAGGCCCAACCGGCCGUACCGGUCAUGGCAUUGUUUGGGACUACGCUUCUCGUGGCUUGCUGUCCUUCGGUGGCUUCAAUGUCUCCUACUUGCAGCAGACCUGGCGAUACGUGGUCAGUCAGACCAGCUCGCCCUUGUUGGUCAGCUGCCAGCUGGGCCGCAACUGUUCCUUCCGUUGGAAUGCCUCGGGCGUUGGCACUGUGAAACGCACCUGCUCCGACCCAGAUAUCUUGGCAGAACUCCCCACGCUGCUCUCUGAUGAAGCGGAGGAGGAUCUCUGGAUGUUCGGAGGACACGCAACCCGCCUCUUUGCCGAACCGGGGCAGCACCGCCUGUGCUGGUGUGACACCAACUGCAGUCAUCCCGACAACUUCAGUGUGACCGCGGGCUACUUUGUCGUGGAGGGGCCGCAGCCGCGCCAGUCCGCUCAAUGCCACCUAGGCAGAGACUGUACGAUUUCAGAGUGGCGAGGAGUCGGCAUCUCCGUGAACGACAGCGUCGUGAUGCAGAGCCGAUGCAGUGGAGAGCCUCAGCCCUCCACCUACUCCCAGCGGGCGGUCACCAUUUCUUUCAACGCAUCGUACGGUUGGUACACAUUGCACAUAGGCUUCCUGGGCCCAAUGGAGGGCCUCCAACCGGAAGCUUUGGAGCUUUGCUGGUGCCCCGCCAGAGGACCCUGCACUUCGGCAGAGGAGUUUCUCGUGGUCGCCCUGAACUUGGACGUCAUCUGCCCACCCGGCGAGUACAACGAAGGGCCCGGCUCCUCCUGUCUGCCCUGUCCGCCGAACUUCUUCUGCCUGGGAGGUUCCGAAGUGCAGAGCUGCCCGCCCACGACCACUUCGACAGAGGGCUCAAGCCAGCUCUCCGACUGUCUGUGCCUUCGAGGGCGCUACUGGGACGCAGAGAGCGCCAUCUGCCUGGCGUGCCCCGCUGGGUCUUCGACGUUGCAGGAGGGGGCCACCAGCCUUGCGUCCUGCACGUGCAUGCCGGGCUUCUUCACCACGCAGCUCGACAAUCCUGCAGUUUGCGAAGCCUGCGGCGUCGGCUUCUUCUGUACAGGGGGCCUGCAGACCCGGCAGCCGUGUGCACCGUCCCAAACCACCGAGAGCGACUCUUCAGCAGACGAAUCCCAGUGCGUUUGCCAGGCUGGCAGCUUCUUGGAAGACGGGCUUUGUGCCCCAUGUCCAGCUGGAUUUUUCAAGGACAGCGUUGGAGACUUCCCGUGCUCGCCGUGUGGUACUGGCACCUUCAGCAACGGCACUGGAAGCACAGAGCCUUGCAGAUGCCGACAGGGCUAUGGUUUUGACGAGGAGAUCGCACAGUGCAGACCAUGCCUUCCGGGCGAAUACAAAGCACUGGUGGGCGACACCCUGUGCAGCCGGUGCUCUACCAAUAAGACCUCCAUGGAGGGUGCCAUGUCUCCCCUCGACUGUCAGUGCCGGUCGGGUCUGGCAGCAGACGGCGAAACCUGCCGAGACUGCAGGGAAGGCUUCUUUUGCCCGGGCCAGGGUGAAGAGCGGCGGUGCCAGGAUAGCGCCACCUCACGCGUUGGCUCGAUCCUGCAGGCGGACUGCUUGUGCCUUCCAGGACACUAUGCCCUUGAAGCUCAGGGCAUCUGUGAGCCAUGCCAACCUGGACGGUACAAGCCCACGCUGGCUAACGAUCCAUCGUGCCUUUUCCAGUGCCCCACAAAUGCCCAGAGUGCCAAUGCGUCCACCAACUUAGCCGACUGCUUCUGCAUGCCAGGAUUUUAUGCAGUUCUGGAUGCAGCAGGAUUGCUGUCCAGGUGCGGCAGUUGUGCUUUCCUUCCUAAUUUGCAAUGCUUGGGUGGUUUUCACACUCAGGCGGGUAUCACUCAGGCGGGGAACCACAAGCUGCCUGUCGCCCGGCCGGGCUACUUCCAAACAGGAGUGACACUUGCAGUGAAGUGUACGGCCGUCACAGCCACUGGCCUUAGUGCUUGCCUCGGAGGGCAACUGUGCACGCAAGAUGACACAGUGGAAUGCUUUGGCAAGUAUGACAACGCCUGCGACGAAGGCUCUACCGGGUUCUUUUGUGGAGAAUGCCUAGCUGGUUGGGCCAGGAGUGCCUUCCAGCAGCCAUGCGAGCCGUGCGCUGCUGGUGCUGUUUUGCCACUGGUAGCCUCAGUCAUCAUCGAUGUUGGGACGAAGGCUGCGAGUUUUUCAGCUUUCAGUGCCAGGCAAAGCCAAGAUUCAGGUUUGCAUAUUGGGGCUGGAAGUUUGCCAUUGAAUAUCAGACAAUAG
Messenger RNA from Symbiodinium necroappetens, 7304 nucleotides. Lineage: Eukaryota; Dinophyceae; Suessiales; Symbiodiniaceae. The record is from the annotation of a GenBank genome assembly.